Mesorhabditis spiculigera is the source of this 4017-nucleotide messenger RNA. The record is from the annotation of a GenBank genome assembly. Lineage: Eukaryota; Metazoa; Nematoda; Chromadorea; Rhabditida; Rhabditidae.
AUGAAAAUCGACCGCCCCCUGUGGGCUGCGGGGGCGUUGCUGUCUCCGCAACAAUUCCAGCAGCAAGCACGUUGGGAGGCCUGGACUAACGAGAACCUGGCCCAUUUGUCGUUGGUACACCCUUGGGGCGUCCUGGGGGUUGCGUUCGAUGGGCAAGCCUUGCGCCUGGACCGGUUGCUCCCCGAGGCUGCUCGGGACGCUACGCUGCUUCUGGCGUUGCCGUUGGAACAAGCCAACGGCAACAACUGUGUGUUCGAAGGGGAAAGGGCCGAUCGGCCAACGCGCUAUCGUCAGGAUUGGCGACGAGUGCAGGACAUCUACGCAGACGAGGUGCAGUCCAUCGGUGUGCUGGAGCACGCGCUGACCUUGCGCCUGGCUGAUGAUGAGAAUGCUGACUACCUGACAUGCCCGGUCGCACGCCUGGUGCGUGACGGGCAAGGCGCCUGGAAUAUUGACCCUGAUUAUGUACCGCCGUUGCUUAGCUUCGCGGCCCAUGCAGGGUUGCUGACCCAACUGGAUAACCUGUUGACCCAGUUGGCAGCCAAACGUCAACGGCUGAUGGGCAUGCGCCGCGAGAGCAACCAGCGCAUGGCAGAUUUUGCCGUGGCCGAUGUGUCGUUGUUCUGGUUGCUCAAUGCAUUGAACACCUAUCAACCAGUCCUGGCGGACAUCAAGUCACACCCUGCACGGCACCCCGAGCAGGUGUACCUCGAGCUGGUCAAGCUCGCCGGCAGCCUGCUGACAUUUUCCCUGGAACACGACAUCGACAAGAUUCCUGCCUAUCGGCAUGAACAGUUGGAAACCGUCUUCCCACCCUUGAUGCGCACUGUCUCCACCUUGCUGGAGGCCAGCCUGCCGUCACGAGUCAUUGCCCUGGUGCUGGAGGAGGUUGGGGCCAACCGCUGGCAGGUCACGCUCAACGAUGCACGCCUGCGUGAGCGGGACGGUGCCGACUUCUACCUGUCGGUACGUUGCCGUAUGCCGGCGGCUCAACUGCAAAGCCAGUUCCCGCGCCUGUGCAAAGUGAGCACAUCAGACGAUGUCAAUCACUUGGUCAAUGCUGCGCUUGAUGGUGUUCCGUUGCAGCCGCUGAGUCAUGUGCCGGCGGCGAUUCCGCUACGCCUGGAAAACCAGUACUUCGCCCUUGAUCUUGGCAGCGCCAAGGGGCAGGCGAUGCUGGCCGAAGGCACGUGUGCCAUUUACGUCCCCAGCACGUUACUGGACAUCAAGCUUGAACUGUUUGCGGAUCUUGACGCCCUGUUGCAAGACAUUUAUCUGCUGGUCGUCGAGUUGCACCAAGGGGCUUCGCUGCAAAACAGUCCGCAGUUGCCGGAGCGCUGCGCGAAGCAGGUCGAACAGGUUCGACAGGGCCUCAAGGACGCCGGCGUCGGUGCGCGCAGCCUCGAGCUGAUCAGUUACGCCCAGUGUGCGUUGCUGGAUGAGACCGCACUGGGUUGUGCCAAGGGAGAGGCCCAUGCCAAUUGGGCUCGCGAGCCCUUGCAGGCAAAGUUCUUCAAUCGUCAUCAGGCCGGUGAGUUCCUGUAUGAAGAUAUCGGCGAAGCGCUGCGUCGGCCCGCGUCUGAUGUGCUGGUGCUGACGGCAUUCCAGCGAGUUCUGAUGCUCGGUUUUCAGGGGCGCUACCGCGAUGUAAACGAUCCUGAGCGCGAGCAACUGUUAACCGCCCUGAAUGCGCGGGUCGUUCCUCUGCAACUCAAUCACACGCUGACGACGCACCGCGUUGGCCGCGGGAUACACCGUCUGCGCUGGGUAGGUUCGCCACUGGCGCACGUGCUGAUGGCGGGCCUGUUAUUGGCCGGCACCUGGUGGGGGCUGGACCACUGGCUGGGCGGCCUGAUCGUCACGCUUUUACCAGGCCUCUGGCUGUGGGCCGGUGCGCUGGCCUUGACCCUGUUGCUGGUUAUUCCGCUCACCGCCGGGGUGCGUGCAGUGGCCGCUUUGGCCAUUGUACUAAUGCUCGUCUGGGGGUGGGUCCGAACGGGGCGUCGUUUUGCAUGGCGCGGCCGACAACUGUUGCUGGCUGGCGAUAUGGCCCUGCCACCGGCAGGUUAUCGCAAGCCUGUGGUGCUGGUCUGUGGCGAUGGGCUGGCGGGGCUCUUUGGCGAGCUGCCUGCCGAGCAACUGGUGCUGCGCACCACCGCGCAAGGCUGUUAUGUGUGCGUACCGGUUCUUGACCAACUCGUGUCGAUCACAGCCAGUAUCCAGGCCCGGCGUCCGGAUUGGGCGGGACAAUUGUGCGUGAUGUUUAUCGCCAACCCCGCAGAGCACACGGAUUCAGCCGCAUUGGGUGGUCGGGUACGUGCUUUUCGUCAUCAGGUCGCCCUGGUGCGCAAGCGCGGUGUGGCGCUGCCGCUGAUGCUGGUGAGCUAUCUGCAAGCAACCAAAGGCGAGGGGGCCUGGUUCAGUUGGGAGUCCGGGCAAACCAGCCCUUACGUGAGUGAGGCUGGCGCCAGCGUCAGCUUGUUCGACUGGCAGGGGCAGGCCACCAACGGCGCGACUUACGCCGAACGCCUGUGCAGUGGGGUGCAGAUAAGCAGUGCGUCGACGUGGCUGGGAGAAGUGCUACUCCCACACUUGGAGACGCGGCCCGUGGCCUGCGCGAUCACUCUGGUACCGGGUCUUGCGCAGAGCAUCGAAGGCAACCUGUGGCAACAAUGGCUGCAUGACAGGACCGGGUUGAGUGGCGCCGGACAAUCUCCCGCAGGUUCCAGCCCGGCCUUGCCGUUUCCCGACCCUCUGCUGAAUUUGCUACCGAUCCAUACCCGCAACCCCGCAGUUGUUCGGGCAGGUAUUACGGCGCUGUGGCUGUUUGUGUCGGCCGGCGUUGUGGCGCUGGCCAGUUCGGCCUGGCAGAACAACCUGCUGUUGCGUCAGGUCAGUGAUGACUUGCGGCGCUACACCACCAUUCCCUCGGCCGACCAUCGUGACCAGCCCCACUUCGUCUUGGGCGAAAACGCCGUGGCGGUGCUGCGCCAGGACGCCAUGCGGCUGGAUGACUACUACCGCCACGGCGCACCCUUGGGGCUGGGCCUGGGGCUAUACCGCGGCGAUCGGUUGCGGCUGUCGCUGCUGGCGACCAUUGCCGAUCACCGUCAACCGCCCGGGGCCCUGGGGCCCGCCGAGAUCUCCAACCCGUUACGGCUCGACAGCCUGUCGUUGUUUGGAACCGGGAGCGCCGAACUCAAGGCGGGCUCAACCAAAGUCCUGAUUAAUGCACUGGUGGGCAUCAAGGCUCAACCGGGUUGGCUGAUUGUCAUCGCGGGCCAUACCGAUCUCACCGGCAACGCCGCGCACAACCUUGAAUUGUCCCGCGCCCGUGCCGCAUCCGUGCGCGACUGGAUGCAACGCAUGGGCGACAUCCCUGACAGCUGCUUCGCGGUUCAAGGCUUUGGCGCCAACCAGCCAAUCGCCAGUAAUGACACCGAAGAUGGGCGUACUGCCAAUCGCCGUGUCGAUAUCCGCCUGGUGCCGGAGACGGGGGCCUGCGCGCCGCCCACUGCGGAGCUUCACAUGGCAAUUCCCGUUUACCUAUGGCUGCAAGACGACGGCGGCGCUGAAAUCAAAGGGUCCGUUGACGUACAAAAACGCGAAGGCAGCAUCGAAGUCAUCGCGCAGGACCACAGCCUGUACAUCCCCACCGACAACAAUACCGGCAAGCUGACCGGCACCCGGGUUCACACCCCGUUCCUGUUCUCCAAGGAAAUCGAUGCCUCCAGUCCUUACCUGUACAAGGCGGUGACUACCGGCCAAACGCUUAAGAGUGCCGAGUUCAAAUGGUUCCGCAUUGAUGAUGCCGGCCAGGAAGUCGAGUACUUCAUCACCAAGCUGGAAAACGUCAAGGUCGUGAAAGUCGCGCCGAAAAUGCACGACGUCAAAGACCCGAGCAAAGAAAAACACAACCAUCUGGAGCAGAUCGAGCUGCGCUACGAGAAGGUCACCUGGACCUACAAGGACGGCAACAUCAUCCACUCCGACUCCUGGAACGAACGCCAAAGCGCC